CCAUCAGCCUUUCCAUUCAAUCACUUACAGUCGUUGCUUCAACCCCAUUCCUUUCAAGUCCAACUCCCCCCACACACUUUAACCAAGUCCACCAUGAGAUCCUUCAUUGCCGUCGCCUACAUCCUGGCUGCUUUCGCUGCCGCUACCCCGGUUGACCUCCAAGCCCGCCAGAUCUCUUCCAGCAGCGUCCAAGCUGCUUCAGGCCACGACGCGACACACCAGAGCUCAACCAACAGCAGUCCAUUCGGAUUUUCCCACCAGGAGUCCGACAGCGAGCACUCCUUCAACCAAUACAGCUCGGUGACCAACUCCAUGGCACCCGUCUUCGGCACCAUCGGUCAGAUCCAGAACUUGAUGUCCCAGGGCAGCUUCUCCGAGUCCUCUGCCAUGAGCUACAUGACCCGCCUCGUCCAGCAACUCCAGCCUGCCUUCGACGGCAUCCGGGGAUGCAACUGUCUCCAAGACCCCACCGUUGUGUCCUCCUACAACAGGAUGUUCAGCCAGCUCUACCAGAUCUUCCAAUUCUGCCAAUCCCAAUACGGCCAGAACUUCAACCAGCUCGUUGCCCCCUUCGGCGGUCUGUUCAACUCCUUCUCCCAGUUCCAGUCCGAGGCUCACCAAUACCAAUCCUUCAGCCAAUUCUCCAACUCCUUCAACCCGUUGGUCAGCAUGCUCGGAAGCGCCAACCCUUCCUUCAACACUCUUGGCCAAUUCUAGAGACUUCUUUCAUCAUUUCCCCCCGCCCGGUGAUCCAGGUCUCUUCUUCUCGCUGCUCCACAUGUCUUGUGUCUUCAUAGUCUUCGCGAAGUAGUCCAAUCCCUUUCUUUCAUUCGUUUGAUCUUUGUCUUUGGUUUGUUACCGUUGUGAUCAGUCUCUUUCCCAGUCAGUGCGAUGGGUUUGUUGUCCCCUUGAAAACCUUGUUCCGCCCGUUUCCCCACGCACACUGUCCAUUCGUUGCUCCUCGUCGGUUGGGAUCGUAAUAGCACCUUUCAUUGAACAACACACUUUGCGUCCUCACCAUUUUGAACAUCAGCUGCAUAGCAAGGAAUAUGAGAAACACCUUCAUGUGUCGC
Molecule: messenger RNA, 1073 nt
Organism: Puccinia graminis f. sp. tritici CRL 75-36-700-3
Lineage: Eukaryota; Fungi; Basidiomycota; Pucciniomycetes; Pucciniales; Pucciniaceae
Exons: 5
Coding region: 94-717 (207 amino acids)
Source: RefSeq, a predicted model, not a curated record